AUGGACCAUUCUCUCGCCCUGGUCCUCCUGCUGCUGGCCCAUUCCGUCCACGCCCAGCUGCCCUACCAUCCCACCAGAGUCUUCCGCUCCUCCAAGCACGACGGCCUGGUCUAUGUCUUUGGUCCUGCCCCGAGCGCCCCCAACCAGGCCCAGCUGCGCUCCCUCGAUGUCACUGCCUCGCUCGAUCCCGCGACCCUCAACUACAACACCCUCUACUCUACGCUCCCGUGGUCCUCUGCCGCCGAUGCCACUCCGUAUAUACCCGUCGUGGAAGCCGAUGGGAAUUUUACCGUCUACGCCGGCGCAUGCACCGACACGGCGCAAGAUGCAAAGACCUGGACCUUCGAAAUAGAUGGUGGUGCAGAAGACGGGAACGGUACCUGGUCACAGGCAGACAUCGUGCUCGGUGAUGUCGGCACUACUAAGCUACUUGCCCCGAGUUUCCUCGCCGGCGGCCUGUCCUUCUCGAGCUCGGAAGAUGGAUCCAACAGCAGCUUGUUCGUCUUUGGCGGCAUGUGUCCUUACGCUGCCGCGACGCAGGAUGAAUGGCAGGGCUCCGCUAACUACUCCAACACCAUGCUUCAACUGGCCCCCGACUCCGCCACGCAAUACUCUCUGAACGUUGCGCCAACCCGCGGUCCACCCGUGGCCGAGGCAGGCUUCGCAUUAGUAGGUUUGCCCCCAACCUACUCCAGUGGGGAUCAAGGCUCGCGGGACCAACAGCAAAACUUCGUCCUGAUCGGAGGACACACGCAAACCGCCUACAUCAACAUGUCCCAGGUCGCUCUUUAUUCGCUGCCGCAGGAAACCUGGACCUACCUUGGUGUCGACCAGCCUACGCAGGAGCACACCGAUCUGGUCAGACGGGACCAGGCCACCGAGGUGGAACCCCGUUCGGGCCACACAGCGCUCUUGACUGCAGACGGAUCCAAAAUCAUUGUUUUUGGCGGUUGGGUUGGCGACAUCGAUACCCCAGCUGACCCGCAGCUGGCGAUACUUAACGUCGGUGAAGGCUAUGGUGGGGAUGGAUCCUGGCAGUGGACGAUUCCCACAACAACCGGGUCUGGGCUCACGAACGGAGGUGGAAUAUACGGUCACGGUGCUGUCAUGCUUUCCGGAGAUGUCAUGAUGGUUGCUGGCGGCUACUCCAUCUCCUCGGGCUCUUCUCGACUGAGAUCCCGCGCUGAUCUAGCUCAAAACACCCAAAGCUUCUUCUUCAACGUCACCUCAAACACCUGGUUAUCCGAGUAUCAACCGAACUCGGAAUCAUCGGACGACUCAUCUUCGGAUUCAUCCCCAUCCAAAGCGGGUCUGGGUGCUGGUUUGGGAAUCGGGUUGGCUGCUGUUCUUGCCAUGACGGUCUUUUACUUCUGGUACAAGCGCUACCUCCGCAAGAAGCGGGAAAUUCGGGAAAAGCAGGUCGAAAGAGAUCUUUCCCGCGGUGGCCACGGCUUCCAAGGCAAUGAGUCGUAUGACAACGGAGGGAAUUACGCAGACUACCUCAAUGACCGUGAGGCUGCGGCGCUUGCUGUUGACCCGUGGUUUCUGAACAGCCAUCAAGGAUGGAAAAACCAACAAUCUCAAGAGGCUGAGAGGACUGGCUUACUCGUCGAAAUCCCCAGUCCCACUCGUGGCCUGCGCCGCAGUCUCAACGGACGGGCAUACCACCAAGCGCCACGCUACGACGAGAGCCGCAUGAACCAGGGCUCAGGCGGCAUUCACCCGAUCGAUGAAGAGGAUGAGGUCGAGUCUGUCACCAACGAGCGUACUGGCAUGCCCGAAAUGAGUGAGCGGCCUCGCAAAGCAGAGGAUCGAUUCUCCACCCUUUCGUCGGCUUCGUACACCCCUACCCCUGGCCAGGAUCCUUUUCUUGACCCCGAUCCGCUCAGGAGUCACCCUGUUCCCCUGCCGCAGAACGUGGUCCAUUUCCCAACAAGUCUCAAAUCUAGCGGGAAGCAGCCAGUCAUUCAACCCGGACCCAUGUCGUUGGCGCAAGCGAGAAUAGCAGAUGUGCGGUCUGCUUCGCCGAACUGGGAGCUGGUUGCUAACGGUGGAUCAAGCUCGGGACGCUCUAAUCCAGAAUCUUCUGAGCGUACCGAGUCCAAUCUCAGCGACCAGAGCGCAAGAUCCGCUCUCUCGAUGAUAUCCGCACGCUCGGGUGCAGCAAGCGUAGCUCGGACGCUUUCUAAUGCGUCGGCGGCUAUCAUGGCAACGUUCGCAAAUCCCUUCACUACUCCUAAUGCCAGCCCAGUCAGGGAACGCCAUCAAUUAUCAAUACAAAUUCCUCCCGGGCAAAGUCUGGCAAAUCAGCGUUCGGGCGAGAGCAUCGGGAACGGUCCACGCACGAACGCGGAUGAUGAUUCCUUUAAAACUGCAAAGUCAUCUUUUGCCAAACUGCAAGCCGAAGGAGAGGCACUGCUCGGCGGCCGACCACAGGACGUGGAUGAUCUUCCCGGGCCGUCUCAUUACCCGUCCAGCCCCAGCUCAGAUAAAGAAUCCCCGAACCAGGUCCACACGCCGAUCGAUUUCUACCCCGAAGCCUUAUUCGAACAAUCCAAAGAGGACAAUCAUAACGUGACACCUUUGCGUCAGGACCCGGAGACGCUCCGCAGGCUCACUCACGCCGCUUCUUCCGAUACUCUGGACCUGUCAACACCAGUUGACAACUCCUUCGCUACACAAGAUCGCAGCAAAUCCUGGAUUCGAGGCUCGGUCCGACUUGCUCUCGCACGCCGGCCCUCAUCUAGCCACCGCCAUAGCAACUCCCAUGACCGAGCCCAAUCACUCACCUCCAGCAUCCAUCGGCGUCGGCGUCAUACAAAUGAAGAUGAUGGGUCAGGCUGGUUCGGUAAUGGUGGAGCAGGUAACCGCAACAGUGGAACGAACAGCCCAACCAAACUCAGACGACACCGGAGAUCGGGUUCUGGCGUCGGGAUUGGAGAAUCGACCAGCGGCAGCCGCCCGUCCACGGGAGGCGACAAUCCCAAUCCACCUCGCCGCGCAAACAGCGAUGCGUCCUUUUGGAAAUCCAAGCGCGGCUCCAAAGCUUGGACGGACGACCCAGCGUCGCCAAUGUGGCCACCGGACAAGCGCGAUGAAGGGGACUGGGCCGUUGCAACACCUGACCCCGGGCAGGGCAGGGAAAGCCUUGAUGGCGCAUACGGCGAAGGUGAAGAUUGGGAUGUGGAAGCCGCCGCCGAGGGGCGUGUAGUCCAAGUCAUGUUCACAGUUCCAAGGCAGCCACUUCGGGUAGUCAACGUCGACUCAGAGUUGGGUAGCGGCGAGACGUCGGACGAGGCAAGAAGUUCGCGUGUCCCGAGCGGAAGCAAGGGGAAGCAGCGCGUCGAGCGUCUCGGCACCGACGACGAGUCCAUCUCGAGCUCACCCGCGGCAAUCGCUGCGGCUGAGGAUCUGAUUUCGGACCAUGACCGAACGCCCACAGCCAAAGGCAAGGCAAAGGCGACGCUGCAGCCGCCUCUGAAACUCGCACCCCCACCCCGACUUCGCCCCCAUCAAGCCAGGGUGACCUCAUCCUCGCCGCCACCAGACAUGCAACGCCCUGGAUCCCUCCCGGAUCUUCAACCACUCCACAAGCCUCCGCCGGUGUCGCCCGCCUUCCCGCCGCCCGACAGCGAGGACGAAGAGCAGUUGAUUCCUCCGCCGUCGCUCUCUCAGCUCUCCAAGUCAAGCGGCGUCACGUCGAACAACACGGCGGCGUCCCUGAUCUCCCCUUACGGCGCCAACCCGCAAGUGAGCAGCAGCUCGACGCUCGGCACGACCAUCACGGCGCCCGAAACCCCAACGCCGGGGCCGAUGCGCGGGCGACCGAGCGAGAAGAACUUGCGCGAGUUGCGAAAAGAGCGGGAGAGAACAAGGAGUCGCAGUCGUGGCCGAGGUCUGCUCACGCCGCCGGCGAACAGGCAGCCGUUGGAGAGGCCGGGGCUUGGGGAAAGGAGCAAGAGUAAGACGUCGGUCCGGAGCGAGGGUGGCGGCAGUGUCAAGGACCUGAUCAAGGAAAUCGAGCUGAGGAAUCGAAGCUGA
Molecule: messenger RNA, 4041 nt
Organism: Diplodia corticola
Lineage: Eukaryota; Fungi; Ascomycota; Dothideomycetes; Botryosphaeriales; Botryosphaeriaceae
Product: galactose oxidase kelch beta-propeller
Exons: 1
Coding region: 1-4041 (1346 amino acids)
Molecular function (GO): protein binding
Source: RefSeq, a predicted model, not a curated record